AUGCCCACCUAUGCGAUACCGGUUGCGGACGGUAGUCCUUUUCCGUUGCAGAAUAUUCCAUCUCGAAUCUUUUCGGAGCGUACUUCGGUACCUACCCACGUUAGACUUGAAAGUCUCGACGAUGCGUCUUAUGAUAUCUCCUUUAACGUGUUUAUCGCUCGUUCCACAAAAGAGAGCGUCAAGGUCUCAACCUCCAACUAUAAGCAUUCGUAUUUUACCCCGGCCCAAUGCGUGGCGCAUCGUGCCAGCUCAGGCUGUGGGCUGGAAGCAGGCGAGCGUCUGGGACUGGGUACGAUUUCGUCGCCGGACUCGGAAUGGCCCGACCGGUCUGUUUCCCGCCAUGGGUGCCUCUUCGAAAUGGCAUGGGACGGAGCCUACGAGGUGCCUGAUAUUGGCGGAACGUAUAUCGAAGAUGGUGACUAG
This is a messenger RNA of Monascus purpureus, 423 nucleotides long. The record is from the annotation of a GenBank genome assembly. NCBI's taxonomy places the organism in Eukaryota, Fungi, Ascomycota, Eurotiomycetes, Eurotiales, Aspergillaceae.